Messenger RNA from Fusarium fujikuroi IMI 58289, 1566 nucleotides. RefSeq lists its product as uncharacterized. The coding region runs from base 1 to 1566 and encodes 521 amino acids. NCBI's taxonomy places the organism in Eukaryota, Fungi, Ascomycota, Sordariomycetes, Hypocreales, Nectriaceae. The record is from RefSeq and is a predicted model, not a curated record. The transcript is spliced from 3 exons.
AUGGCCACCAUACAACCUCAAGAUCAACCACGGAAGAAGCGAACCAGGGCCAAGGUUCCCAAGGUCAGAACAGGUUGCAAAACUUGCAAGUCAGUUACUCAGAUAAUAGCGAAUGGCACAAGCUCAAAGCCGUCCUGCCUUCGUUGCUUGAGGGACAAAUGGACCUGCGAGGGCUACUCACAGAGCAGCCCUGAGCAGUUUUACGUCAGCGGCACUUCGUCUUAUGAGCUGCCUCUGCAUCCGAAGAUUGAGGAAAUGAUCAGCGGGCCUAGCACAUUACGCCCAGCUUUGACAAGCGGAGUGUUGGUCAAUACAGCUGAUAAUGCUCUGUUUUACCAUACUAGGGAGUGGGUGAUUCCCGACCUCGAGAUGAUUGAUGGCUCAAGAGAGUUCUGGCACGACAUCAUAUUACCACUAUCCUACUCGAACUCUGCCAUCAAACAUGCCCUAUGUGCACUGGGGGCUUCUCAUCAGCGGUUUCUCGCAUCAUACCCAGGGAACCUUAACAACAACUUGGACCAUUCCAUCGACUACGACCAUCAAGCAAAUCUCAAAUACAGCGAAGCUAUUGCCCUAAUACGUCCAGUCAUGGCAGAGAACACUGCCUCCAACAUACAAACCGCAUUGCUAUGCUGUACGAUAUUUAUUUGCAUCGAGAACUUACACCGCCGUUAUGCAGACUCGGUACGCCAUCUCCGCGCCGGUCAUCAACUUCUAGAAUCACUACGAACCCUUCAAUCACCGGAGACAUCGCCGAACGGAAUGAACUGUCAGCCAGGAGACGCUGGAUUGUUGAAAACAUUAGCUGCAAUGUUCUCCUCUCUCAGAAAAAGUGUUGGCGCCUUCACAGGAGAUACCUCCUUCUCCAACAUAACUCAGUGUACCCAAGAAAUAGAUAUGGGCAAUCCCAAAACGCCUUUCUCAACCAUCACAGAGGCUGAAGACUCCUUAUCAGCCUUGAACACCUUCUUCGACGACUGCCUCUUUGGCAGCGACACUCCGCCAGGCCACGAUCAAAUAAUUGGCUGCAAGAGUCUUGCGCAAUCAGCCCCCGAGUCGUUCAUCCAUGCUCUCGAUCUAAUAAAACCCCUUUUCCUUUCAUGGAGUUCAAAGAUGCAAAUUUUUGUCAUGUCUAUCCAGAUAAAUCCAUUUGGAACCCUGGAGAAACGCCGCUUGGCUGUGUUGUCGCUGUAUCAGAUAACAUGGUCAGCUUUUCUCAAUACAGACCCUCACAAUACAGGGUUUGCAAACAGUGACUACGAAAGGAUACUCAGCAAGAUUGAGCAGAUCAUCGCGCUGGAAAACUCUCAAACCCGACCAUUGUUUGCUUUUGACGGUCAUCUAGUUCGCGAGCUUUCUACAAUCUGCGCUUCAUGUACAGACGCCGAAAUCCGGAACAGAUCGAUCAUGAUAUUACGGUCAAUGAAUAGACGCGAAGGAGUCUGGGAUAGUUGGGAGGUGGCAAACAUCUACGAAAAAGUCUUCAAGGGACUAGAAGACGGUACUUUGUCAUUUGAUGAUCUACCAUGGGGCUUAACACAAUUAUCAAAAGACCUACAUAACUAA